Molecule: messenger RNA, 965 nt
Organism: Cryptococcus deneoformans JEC21
Lineage: Eukaryota; Fungi; Basidiomycota; Tremellomycetes; Tremellales; Cryptococcaceae
Exons: 1
Coding region: 60-701 (213 amino acids)
Cellular component (GO): cytosol
Molecular function (GO): oxidoreductase activity; FMN binding
Source: RefSeq, a predicted model, not a curated record
CUGAUGCCAUUUUAAGAGCUUAUCCUCUUGUUACCACCAUAUCCCAAGCAUUUGCCGGCAUGUCCUACAAGAUCGGUGUCAUCCUCGGCUCCACACGGCGCGCCUCAAACACCCUCGGCUUCUCAAACUACUUCGCAUCUCUAGUCUCCAUUCACUUCCCUAACCUCACUCUCGAGACUGUCCAUCUCGCCAACUCUCCGGGACACCCACUCCCACUCCUCCUCGAGGAUAUACCGCCUGCCGGUCACCCAAAGGAUACACUGCCUGAUGCGUACAAAGACGAAUCUGUACGAAAGUGGUCUGCCACUGUUCUGGGAUGGGACGGAGCCAUCAUAAUCACACCGCAAUACAAUUGGUCCCUCCCUGCACCUCUCAAAAAUGCGCUUGACCAUCUUUUCAAUGAAUGGGUCGACCUUCCUGUGGGACUCAUUACCCUCGGUGGGCAUGGCGGUUCAAAGGUCCACGACCAGCUUAAGACCAUUUGUGGUGGGGGAUUAGAUAUGAAGGUGGUGGAGAAAGGGGUCGAGGUGAAGAUAGCGGGAGAAUUGAUCAGGGGAAAAGAAAGGAUGCAUGGGGAUGAGGCAUGGUUGAAGGAGUACGAUGGACGGGUGAAGGAUGUUGUCAAAGAGUUGGUGGCUUUGGUAGAGAAGAGGCGGGGAGAGAAGGAAGGGGAUGUGGUAGCAGCUCAGGUUACGGCGUAGGGUGGUGCUUAUACACUGUUAGAAAAUAUAGGUUGGGUGAUCGAGUCUUAGUUUUGAAGUGGUAUACAGAGAAUAGAAUACCUCAAACCCGUAUAAAAAGCGUAUCGCAGAAACAUUUGCAGACGGCGACCACAAGCUAGGGCGGCAUGGGUACCAGUAUAUUCUCCAAAGGCUUUUUCUGUUGCUUCCCGUCACAUCAUUUUUCCAAUGUUGCAUUGCUUCCUUGAAGGAGUUGAGAGUCUUUCAUGCAAUAUAUCUAUUUUG